AUGCAUGAAUUACGGGACUUUCACAUACAGGACUUAAUCACGAAGUUCUUUGGAAUUGCAUCGGAGAUGGUCCUCGUGUUGCAACUGACACCCGCUGGUGUCUUAGUACCCUAUCUCGAAAUAACGCAAUCUAAGAGAAAGCAGACGUACUUCUUGAAGAGGAAGCCCCAAAAGGUCACUGAGGAUAACUACAAAGAUUUGUUGAUACCAGGUGACAUGGCACCGAAUCCGAUCGAGGAACUGGCGGUGCUUGUAGAAGAUGCAUACGUACCCAUUUUAUCUAAUCCAAAAAAUCACGUUGGGUGGCCGGAAGUUGUCCGAAAAGAUGUUAAGAAACAAGUAUACGACCUUAGAAGUUUAAUAUGGCAGGUGAAAGGAAAAAUAACAGGAAAAACUUUACUACCAAUGCCAAUGGGUAUCGAAGAAAUUCUUGAUCAGCAAUUCAAUUCUAAAUUAGAGUCUCCUAAAUUACUCCAAGUAAAGAACAACAUAGAGGAAAUUGUAAUAAAAUGGGCGACUCAAAUUAAUGAGAUCCUUAACGUAGAGUUCUCAAAGUUUUCAACGAAUGAAAAGGAAAUUCCUGUGUCCGAGUUGGUCUAUUGGGACAUGAGAUUAAAGAAUAUGGAAUCGCUUUAUUAUCAAUUAAAAGACCCAAAAGUACGACAGAUGGAUCUAUUUCUAGAAAAAAUGGAAAGUCCAUAUUCGGUGUAUUUCAAAAAUUUAGUAAAGAACGUGACUGCGUCAUUGUUGGAAACAAGGGAUAUAAAUCUUUACUUGAAACCUCUGGAGAUGUAUUUCAAUGAAAUUGAAAACGUUGAGUUCAGAGAUAUAAUAUGGAAAUUAAAGUUACUGUUUCACUGUGUUUGCUUAAUGUGGUCGAACUCGAAAUAUUACUCUAUGGAAAGAAUUAUUGCUCUGUUACGAGAAAUUUCAAAUUUAUUAAUUUCUCAGGCAGUGAAACAUAUAAAUCCGUCAACUUUAUUCGAAGGAGAUAUUGAAGACAACAAAGCGAAGAUAGCGGAGGUAAUACCGACGCUCAAUAAUUAUCAAGAAUUGUUUCGAUCAUAUAAAGAAAAGGUAGAAACUUACUUUAAAUCGCAAGAACCUAUACUUUGGACGUUUCACGAGAAGCUAGUUUUCGAAAGGAUUCAUAUGUUUGAGAAGAGGCUUAAAGAAAUCGAGUCAUUAUUUGAUACAGUACAAGAUUAUUUGAAACUAGAAAGAAUAGAAAUGUUUGGCUUAAAAGCGAAGUCACUACUUUCCAUGAUUAAUAAUAUUUACGAAGAGUUUAUUAAAUUGUAUCAACAAUUUGGAGACGUGCCUUAUGAUGUUUUAAUGCCAGAAGAAAAACAGUUCACUGCAGAUUUAAAUGAAUUUUUCGCCUCGAUAGAGCAGUUUGAUCGACGGUUGGCAAGUAUUUUCGACCAAGCAUUUGCUGAAUGUUACAACUUAGAGUCAUUCUUUAAGUUCGUUUGGAUAAUGGGCGUAAUUGCCAACAGACCUAUAAUAAUGGCCCAGCUAUGGCACAAUUAUGAAGAAAUAAUUCAAAGAGUAGAUCAACAUUUCAGUGACCUUAAGGGUAAAGCUUUAAACGCUCUUGAUAAUAAUUUUAAUAAUUUCUCAUAUGGGUAUAUUGUUAUAUGGUGAUCUAAGGCUCAUAAUUUCAUCAUAACAGAAAUUGUGAAACUUAUUAAUCAGAUAAUAUAAAAAUUUACAUAAUGUUAGAUGAACAGAAGAAAUAACAAUGAAUGUACAAUUUUAAAUUAAAUUUUGAAACCGGUCAUUUGACUGGGCCUGGCAAGGUUGGUGUUAAUAACGUGUUUCAACUGUUAAAAGUAGUAUUCAUUUAAUUUCAUAAUCAAUUAAUUUCCUUAUUAAUGAAUUGAUUAAUCGAUGAA
Molecule: messenger RNA, 1898 nt
Organism: Bombus pyrosoma
Lineage: Eukaryota; Metazoa; Arthropoda; Insecta; Hymenoptera; Apidae
Product: dynein beta chain, ciliary-like
Exons: 9
Coding region: 1-1647 (548 amino acids)
Source: RefSeq, a predicted model, not a curated record